Fukomys damarensis (Damara mole-rat) is the source of this 4286-nucleotide messenger RNA. RefSeq names its product adenosine monophosphate deaminase 2 (gene Ampd2). The record is from RefSeq and is a predicted model, not a curated record. NCBI's taxonomy places the organism in Eukaryota, Metazoa, Chordata, Mammalia, Rodentia, Bathyergidae. Gene Ontology annotation, cellular component: cytosol. Gene Ontology annotation, molecular function: AMP deaminase activity. The transcript has 20 exons. Bases 848 to 3415 code for a protein of 855 amino acids. Gene Ontology annotation, biological process: IMP salvage; AMP metabolic process.
GGCCGUGGGCCUGACCUCGCCUGGAGUCGCAGAGGCUGGCGCAGUGCCGGCGAGGAGGUGGUGGGGUCACACCUGUUGCGCAACUCCCCCACAGUCCAGCAGUGGGAGUCGGAUCCCGAAUUUCCAGCGAGUGUUGCAAGGAGCUUAGACAAGUUCCGGUCCGCUCUGAGGAGCACGUGGCCUGUCCGCCUUUUGAGUGCGGGGUUGGGGGUCGGGACUUCGGGGUCUCCCGAGGCCACUCAAUAGACUGGCGUUGGCGUGGGUCUGCUUCCAUCCAACUGGCAAUUUUGAAAAAUUGCCUUACCCCGUUUCAGUGCCAGGGCAGGGGCGCUUGGAGCCUCUUGGCCGCGUUCUGGACCCUAUCUUCUCUCCCCUUACACCUGGGCUUCCCGGCUGUGGAGAGCCUUGGGCGCGGCUUCAGUAUCCCUCGGGACUCAGGCAUGGCUUCGGGACCAGCUAGCCUGGACUUUGCCUCCUUUGCCUUGGCGUCCUAGAAAGGGAUGAGAGCUCCUGAAAGGGGAGGAGGGCAGUAGGGCAGAGCUAGUGGCUGCCUCAUCUUGUUUUCUCUGCCUUCAUCCCGUACCCUCAGGCUCAGCCAGCAUCGGUCAGGUCAUUCCAGGGGCCGCGGAAGGAGGGGAGGGAUAAAGGGCACGGAUGGAGGCCUCACUCCCUGAGGUUGCCUAGACAACAUCUGAAAUCGUGGCCAGGGCCUCUUCCGCCUGCGGGGCGCUGCUUCCUGCAUCAGUCACUCCCGCUGGGGGCGGGGCGGAGGAAGGGGUUGGAUGUGGCAGAGCCGGGCCCCAACCGGUGCCUCUCAGACUCCUCCGCUGUCGCCUUGGCCUCAGCCAUGGCAUCGUAUCCAUCUGGCCCUGCCAAAGCCAAAGCCAAAUACCCCUUUAAGAAGCGGGCCAGCCUGCAGGCCUCUUCUGCGGUUCCAGAGGCUCGGGGUGGUCUGGGGGCCCCUCCGCUGCAGCCUGCCCGAUCCCUGCCGGGCCCCGCCCCCUGCCUCAAGCACUUCCCGCUUGACCUGCGCACGUCUAUGGAUGGCAAGUGCAAGGAGAUCGCAGAGGAGCUGUUCAGCCGCUCACUGGCAGAGAGUGAGCUCCGCAGCGCCCCGUAUGAGUUCCCGGAGGAGAGCCCCAUCGAGCAGCUGGAGGAGCGGAGGCAGCGGCUGGAGCGGCAGAUCAGCCAGGAUGUCAAGCUGGAGCCGGACAUCCUGCUUCGAGCCAAGCAAGAUUUCCUGAAGACAGACAGUGACUCUGAUCUACAGCUCUACAAGGAGCAGGGUGAAGGGCAGGGUGACCGCGGCUCACGGGAACGUGAUGUGCUGGAACGAGAAUUUCAGCGGGUCACCAUCUCCGGAGAAGAGAAGUGUGGGGUGAGAAGGUCUGGCUGGGAGCUGUUUGAUCCGCUGAGACCAGAGUGGGCUGAGUGUUCUUGGAGUCGAAGCCUGCAAGGCGUAGGGAUGGUGCCAUUCACAGACCUGCUGGAUGCAGCCAAGAGUGUGGUGCGGGCACUGUUCAUCCGGGAGAAGUACACGGCCCUGUCACUGCAGGGCUUUUGCCCCACCACCCGCCGCUACCUGCAGCAGCUGGCUGAGAAGCCGCUGGAGACACGGACCUAUGAGCAGAGCCCUGACACUCCUGUGUCUGCUGAUGCCCCAGUGCAUCCCCCUGCCCUGGAGCAGCACCCAUACGAGCAUUGCGAGCCGAGCACCAUGCCUGGGGACCUGGGCUUGGGCCUGCGAAUGGUGCGCGGCGUGGUGCAUGUCUACACUCACAGGGAGCCUGAUGAGCAUUGCUCAGAGGUGGAGCUGCCGUACCCUGACCUACAGGAAUUUGUGGCUGACGUCAAUGUGCUGAUGGCCCUGAUUAUCAAUGGCCCCAUAAAGUCAUUCUGCUACCGCCGGCUGCAGUACUUGAGCUCAAAGUUCCAGAUGCAUGUGCUGCUCAAUGAGAUGAAGGAGCUGGCUGCCCAGAAGAAAGUGCCACAUCGAGACUUCUACAACAUCCGUAAGGUGGACACACACAUCCACGCCUCAUCCUGCAUGAACCAGAAGCAUCUGCUGCGCUUCAUCAAGCGGGCAAUGAAGCGCCACCUGGAGGAGAUCGUGCAUGUGGAGCAGGGCCGAGAGCAGACCCUGAGGGAGGUCUUUGAGAGCAUGAAUCUCACUGCCUAUGAUUUGAGUGUGGACACACUUGACGUGCACGCGGACAGGAAUACCUUCCACCGCUUUGACAAGUUCAAUGCCAAAUACAACCCUAUUGGGGAGUCCGUGCUCCGAGAGAUCUUCAUCAAGACGGACAACAGGGUUUCUGGGAAGUACUUUGCUCACAUCAUCAAGGAGGUGAUGGCGGACCUGGAGGAGAGCAAAUACCAGAAUGCAGAGUUGCGGCUCUCCAUCUACGGGCGCUCAAGGGAUGAGUGGGACAAACUGGCACGCUGGGCCGUGAUGCACCGAGUACACUCUCCCAACGUGCGCUGGCUCGUGCAGGUGCCCCGCCUCUUUGAUGUGUACCGCACCAAAGGCCAACUGGCCAACUUCCAGGAGAUGCUGGAGAACAUUUUCCUACCACUGUUUGAGGCUACCGUGCAUCCCGCCAGCCACCCGGAGCUGCACCUUUUUCUGGAGCAUGUGGAUGGUUUUGACAGCGUGGAUGAUGAGUCGAAGCCAGAGAACCAUGUCUUCAACCUGGAGAGCCCCCUCCCGGAGGCUUGGGUGGAGGAGGACAACCCACCCUACGCCUACUACCUGUACUACACCUUUGCCAACAUGGCCACAUUGAACCACCUGCGCAGGCAGAGGGGCUUCCACACGUUUGUGCUGAGGCCACACUGCGGGGAGGCUGGGCCCAUCCACCACCUGGUGUCAGCCUUCAUGCUGGCCGAGAACAUCUCCCACGGGCUGCUUCUGCGUAAGGCCCCAGUCCUGCAGUACCUGUAUUACCUGGCCCAGAUUGGCAUCGCCAUGUCUCCACUCAGCAACAAUAGCCUCUUCCUCAGCUACCACCGAAACCCACUACCUGAGUACCUGUCCCGUGGCCUCAUGGUCUCGUUGUCUACUGAUGAUCCUCUGCAGUUCCACUUCACCAAGGAACCGCUGAUGGAGGAGUACAGCAUUGCCACCCAAGUAUGGAAGCUCAGCUCCUGUGACAUGUGUGAACUGGCCCGCAACAGCGUGCUCAUGAGUGGCUUCUCCCACAAGGUAAAGAGCCACUGGCUGGGACCCAACUAUACUAAGGAGGGCCCUGAGGGCAACGACAUCCGCCGUACCAAUGUGCCAGACAUCCGCGUGGGCUACCGUCACGAGACCCUGUGCCAGGAGCUGGCACUCAUCACACAGGCCGUCCAGAGCGAGAUGCUAGAAACCAUUCCGGAGGAAGCAGGCAUAGCCACAAGCCCAGGGCCUCAGUGAGCCUGGCCCAUGCAGUGCCCACCCCAUCUCAGCAUCGUGACGACCAUGCCCACGUUUUGUUCUCAGACCCCGCCCUUCCUUUUGUGGUUCUGCAUGUCCCUGUUCUUUCGUUUCUGUCCUGCAUGUCUUUGACUGUGUCCUGUUCCUGGGCCACCUCAUGAAAGCAAUGACCAGGGAAUCUGCUCCAUCGUUAUCUUGAUUCAGAUGGCACCUGAUGAUGAAGAUGUAAGGGCUGGCCUUACUUAUGGCCCUGUCCCAGGAUCCUCAGAAGCCUGGCUGUUCUAUGGGUGUCUCCAGUGUUCAUAGUGGCUUGAGAGGUUAUGAGGGGCUGGCCCCUUUAGCCUCUUCGGUCUGCCUGGGCACAUUCGAGCUUUGACUGGAGGUGAAGUUUGAUCCCUGGUCUUGUUUAUGUAGCUGAGGGGCAGCCUUGUGCACCUCUGCUGUGGGCAUUGCGUUCUCGAGGCUCUCCAGAGCUCAGCAGCUCUGCACUGGAGUUUGCUCAUGGCCCUGGGCUGCCUAGCCUGAGGGGAUGGAUUCAGGCCUUUGAGGUGCUGGACCUCUGCCUCUGCCUAGUUACUGCCCAGCAGCCUUCUCUGUCCAUGUCCCGGUCCAUGUGCUUCUCUGGGUCAGGUCCCUGUGCCUCUGUGGGACAGGGCAGUGCUCUGUGCUGUGUCUGGGGUCACUGCAGCUGGAGGGUGCUGGAUCUGCCAGUAGCUCUGGGGAUGGCAUCCCCUUUGAGGUCCCCAGAUCUUUGACCAGACCCCGAUCCCAGCUGGCCCCCUGUGUUGUGUUCUGGACUGAGGCCUUUGCUAUGACAAGUAGCAUUUCAUAUGACCCAUUUUCCAAGUGCAUGAGAAAUAAAGAUUAUUUA